AUGGCUCCUCAAGUUUUUCGCACCCAAUCUCUGAUUGUUCCUUCCCACCAUGCACUCUUUCUUCUCUGUGCCAUCCUCCUAUUUCUGUCCUCCAACACAAUAGUGUUCACAUCAGCACAAGCUAGCAACAAAUCCGAGGAUGACCGCCAAGCCCUUCUCUGCUUCAAAGCUGGCGUCUCAAGGGACCCCGCCGGUGUUCUCAGAUCAUGGCGCAACGACUCACUCAACUUCUGCACCUGGCAAGGAGUCGCCUGCAGCACGGCUAUCCCAACCCGUGUCGUGUCCAUCCAAUUCAGGUCUACGGGGCUCACAGGAACACUAUCCAGUUGCAUAGCAGCCCUUACUUCUCUAGUGCAGAUCGACCUUCCAAGCAAUCAAUUUUCUGGAAGCAUACCUGAUGAGAUAAGUGAGCUUUGGAGCCUCCAAUCCCUGAAUCUUGCGGGCAACAAUCUUGCAGGUAACAUACCUCUGUCAAUAGGUGCGUCAGCAUCUCUUAGCUAUGUCAAUCUUGCAAACAAUUCUCUUAGUGGAGUUAUCCCUGAUUCUUUAGCAAGUAGUUCGUCACUCGGUGAGAUAACCCUCUCACGGAACAACUUAGCUGGGGUGAUCCCAGCUAAUUUGUUCAACUCAUCCAAACUUCGUGUUGUUGAUCUCCAGUGGAAUGCUCUCUCUGGGGCUAUCCCACAUUUCCAAAAGAUGGGAGCUCUGCAAUUUCUUGCUCUUACAGGGAAUGCACUUUCUGGUACCAUACCAUCAUCUUUAGGAAAUGUUUCAUCCUUGCGUUCCCUCCUUCUAGCACAAAACAUCUUAUCAGGAUCAAUUCCGCAAACUUUGGGGCAAAUUCCAAACCUAACAAUGCUAGAUCUGAGUUACAAUAGAUUCUCAGGGUAUGUCCCAGCCACACUGUACAAUGUGUCAUCACUCAUAUACCUUAGCCUAGGCAGCAACAUAUUUAUUGGACAAAUACCUUCCGACAUUGGCCACUCACUUUCGAAUCUCAGAAAAUUACUAAUGGGAGCCAACAACUUUCGUGGAUCAAUGCCAGAUUCCCUGACCAACAUGUCAAAGCUCCAAGCGCUUGAUAUUUCAAGCAACUCGCUGACUGGCGUAAUGCCGUCUCUAGGAUCCUUAGCAUACUUGAGUGAACUGGUUCUAGGAGAUAAUAAACUCGAAGCUGGUGACUGGGCAUUCCUUGUUUCUCUCACCAAUUGCUCUCAGUUGUUAAGAUUAUCAGUGGAUGAGAAUAUCCUGAUUGGAAAUUUGCCAAAAGCAGUAGGCAACCUUUCAAUAAACCUGGUGCGGUUAAACUUUGGAAGAAACCAAAUUUCUAGAAACAUACCAGCUGAGAUAGGGAAGCUUGUAAAUCUUGCUCUGCUUGACAUGGGCCAGAACAUGCUCUCAGGACCAAUUCCCCUCACAGUUUGGAACUUGAGCAACUUGGUUGUCCUAAAACUUUCCAGGAAUAGGUUGUCAGGUCAGAUUCCAUCAACAGUUGGUAAUCUUGUUCAACUCAGCCAGCUUCAUCUUGAUGAUAAUGAAUUGUCUGGAAACAUACCAGAAAAUAUAGGACAAUGCAAAAGGCUGCUUAGGCUAAACAUGUCAGUUAACCGCCUUGAUGGCCCCAUACCAAGAGAACUCUUCAGUAUUUCCUCUCUUUCAUUGGGUUUGGACUUGUCAAGCAACAACCUGAUUGGACUGAUACCAUGGGAAGUUAGUAACCUGAUCAAUCUUGGCCUCCUUGAUGUUUCCGACAACAGAUUAUCUGGUAGCCUUCCUUCUGAACUUGGCCUGUGUGUUCAACUGCUAUCCCUUCAGAUCAGAAGCAACAUGCUUAAUGGGAGUAUUCCCGAGUCUUUCAGCAAACUGAAGGUCAUACAGCAGAUAGAUCUGUCCGAGAACAAUUUAACUGGUCAAUUUAACUGA
Messenger RNA from Triticum turgidum subsp. durum (durum wheat), 1923 nucleotides. Lineage: Eukaryota; Viridiplantae; Streptophyta; Magnoliopsida; Poales; Poaceae. The record is from the annotation of a GenBank genome assembly.